UCUGAGGAUUGUAUCGAAGGAGCGCUCUGGGUAAAAAAAAAAAACAAGAAAAAAAUAAUUAUGCAACUCGCCAUAAGAUUCCACGAGACGGAAAUGGACGUAGGGGGCGUCCCGCGUCCACCCUCCGUCGCUCUCGCUCACAAUCCUCCUCGAUUCCCGCCGAUCUGCGCCGAUCCUCGGCACUAGGGAAAGCUCCUCCCGCACGUGCUGCCGCCUGCCGUUCGGCGGUCGCGUUAACGCGCUCCGCUCGAGUGUGUAUACAUUCGAGUACAUAUGUACUUGCUUGGCCGAGUGAGGGGGAAGUGAACGCGCGCCGCAACGAAGGAACGAAGAAAGAUGCGGGGCGCCAGGAGAAAAAAGAAAGCCCACCACCACUGAGGGCACUGAGUGACUGAGUAGCUCCAGAUCGAGCAUGCGGUCAGUCGAGAGGGUCGAGAGAGACGUUGCGUCGGUUCUCGCGUACAAUCGGCAGGUACACAUACCUGUGCGUCUAUCGAGAAAGAAAGAGCGGGAGAGGGAGAGAGCGAGUGUGAACGAGAACAAACGAGCCGCGCGGCGAGUUGGGCGCGUUACGUCGUCGAUGCGUGCGACCAGGUGAUUCAAGAAACACUCCCCCUCUCCUUAGUUUUCUCUCUUCUCUCUCCCUCCCACCCUCGUGCCACAUUCUUUCUCUCUCUCUCUCUCUCUCUCCGUCUCGCUCAUCCGCCCGCUUUCUCCCUCUCUCUCUCUCCCCUUCUUACUCGCACCUACUUCGACUCACACCCUCCCCGGUAUAUAACCUCAAACCGUCGGCGAGCUCGUGUCGCGCGUCGCUCGCCGUUAACGCCGUGUGUUUUUCGGCCGCGGCUGAACCGGGGGUUCCGGAUGUGCGUGGCGCGGUUCCUGCUGUCGCAGCGGGUGUUAGUGAGCUCCGGCGGUUUCUCACCACAUGCGACUCGCAGAAUCCGAUGUAUAUGAUGAAAGGGGCUUAUUAGUAUGCUGGAUAAGCGGCGGCUACAUGCCUCCGGUACUUCGCCAUGCACCCUCAUCUUUGUGGUCGUUUUGGCACUAACUGGAUGCUUCUCGUUUUGGAUUCACAUCGAUGGUUCAGGAUCGCCGAUCCCCUACUCCAGCGGCGGUGUGGCCGCGCCAGGAUAUAUCCUUAUAUUUCCCGGAAACGUCACGCCCUCCACGCAGCCCUACUCAAUAAACGAACUUCCGUCCGAUGAUAAAUCUACGCUGAUCAACAUCACGGACUUCAGGUUCCUUAUGAACCACAAUCCCUGCAACCGUACGCAGCCAUUGCUGUUAAUGUUGGUUCAUUCGGCGCCAGGGAAUUUCCCGAAGAGGCAUGUCGUGCGAGAGACCUGGGGUCAACAAGCGCCGGACGUGACUUUAUUGUUUCUCGUGGGAUACUCGGAGGAGUAUCAAUCCAGGCUCGAGGAGGAGAACAAGAAAUACCAAGACUUAAUACAGGGAAACUUUCUUGAUGCCUACAGAAACAUGACCUACAAGCACGUUAUGGGAUUAAAGUGGGCUACUUAUUAUUGUCCAAGUGCCAAAUAUAUUCUUAAAUUAGACGAUGACGUUUUUGUUCAUUUACCGGCCAUGCUGGACUUUCUUACGCAUGGCCUUUCGCCGUGGGGUGCAAGACGUCUGAUUCUCUGUGAUCUUCUGUCGGCUUCCGCAGUGAAGAGAUCUUGGCGCUCGAAAUGGCGCGUCUCUCCUCAGGAGUAUCCCGGUAGACUUUAUCCCACGUACUGUGCCGGAUGGGCGAUCUUAUACUCCCCCGAUAGUGUAUUUAUACUGUACCGCGAGGCCCAGAAGCAGCCGUACUUCUGGAUCGACGACGUGCACAUUACCGGGACACUGGCUAGGAAAGUAAAUUUAACACAAACCUCAUUACACUCUUGGGUGCUUACGACCGAGAGCAUGCGGGACCUGCUGUCGAACCCGAGCGCUCGACGGGAUUUUCUGUUCGGGCCUCCGGAUCUAACGGAGAGCGGAAUACGAGCCUUACAUAGUCUGGUUACUAAACCACGGCCUAGCAGUGAAAGCCUAUUGAAUUAAAAGUUUAAUAGAACAAUUUCAUUAUACUUGGUCGCCGUAAUGCGAGGACCGAAGAAAGGAAGAGAGGUACGAAUAGCGAGUGUUCUUAUACUUUCUGCGUAUCUUAAUUCUACAUGCAUCGCGGUAUGCCCUGUACAACAGUUCAACCUAAGUGUUCGAUUAUUUGCACAAUGUACAAACGCCAUGUUAUGUGUGACACGUACGUAAUAGUGCGUUACAUAUAUAUGCAUAUGUGUGUGUAUAUAGAUAUAGAUAUAUAUUAUAUGUACACAUACAGAUGCGGCAAACACAUAUGCAUGUGUAACAAAAUAUUACGCGAAACUAGCAAUUGUCUAACUUAAACAAGGAAUGAAACGGGUAUAAUUUCGGUGAUUUCAAUUUCCCGUAGAUAUCAAGAGACACAGUCGUGUCUCGCGCCAAGUCACGGCCAGCAAACAGCGAGGCGGAAACGUGUAUACUUAUAUGCAAUUCGCCUAGUUCAGAGUACUUUAAAUUAUCUUAGAGUAAUGCCUGGACCGACCGAGUUCCUAAUAUUUGGAAAAGAUCCUUACGCCGACCGUUGCAUUUACAUUGUCGCGAUAAUACAUAGGGAUCAAUAUCACGCGUUUGUGGCAUCCGAACUCGGCGGAAUAAUACCGGUUUCAAUUCCUGUAUUCAAUUAUUAUUUAUAUUCGGAAAAUACUCAGAUAUAUAGUGUAGGUUUAUCCGCGUUAUAUUUACUUACUAAAUUGAAAAGGCUCAUUUCUCUACUCGAGACUGUCAAUCUGUAAUCAGGGCUUGUAAUCAAAUGUUGUUUUAAAUAAAACUAAUUCCGAGGACGUUCACAAUUUUACAUUCUAGGUUUUUUAAAUUUUUAAAUUAUAAUUGUAUGUAUUUUUAUAAUUAUGACAUGAAGUAACCAAUUGUUUACACCACAAUUGUAGUACUUGUAAUUAUAUUGCAAUACCUAAGUUUUUGAUGUAUAGAUUGUAUUAUUUUAUCAGUCAUUUGACUGCUGUGUAGUACGCACGCACACACACACGCACACGUAUUUAUAAAUUUCUGCGUUAAAUGUGGAAAGCGAGAACAAAUAUUUUAUUAUUGCAAAUCAAUUUGUAGACAUCUAUUUGUAAGAUUUUUCGCGAUAUUUUACUUGUAUAUAUCUUCGAUUAUAUGUGACGAAUGAUUAUUACUCGGUUUAGUAAAUUGCUUACGAGCCCUGAUUAUCAAGUGAAUUGAAUUAAGUUAAACUUGAUAUUUUGUGCAACCUUCGAAAUAUUAAUUUGUUACUCUAAAAGGACAAAACAUCAGCUAUUUUUUUAUUUACACUUAUAAAAAUGCCAACAUGUAUACAGGUGACCCUCGAAUAACACGGUACUUGAAUUGCACGGCGUCUCGAAUCUUCUUAGUCGUAUUGCUCGAUUCCGAACGUCGUGACUCCUCUGCAUAUAUCUGUGCGUCAGAUCUACAAUUUAAGCCGAUUUCGCUAUCUAUAGACGGGUUCUCGUGGCAAGACUCCCGGUGGGUUGCCAUUACUUUUCGAGUCUCGAAUAGCACGGUAAAAAAUUGUGUCAGUCCUACUUUUCAAAUUUUUUAGUUAUUUUUUUUAUAAUUCCUUGAAACUAAAUGCUCAAUUUUAUAUGGAUCUGCACACAGUCUUGAUUUACACGGUUUUCAAUAACAUGGAACGUGAUCUUGUAUGAACCUUAAAUCUCGAAUAACAUCAAUAAUACCAAUAACACCAAUUAUUCGAAGAUUACCUGUAUAUAAAUAUGGGAAGGAUAGUAUUAGUAUUGAAGAGGGCGGCGAAAGUUCAACGCGAAACUUGCGUGUCUCGCGUUCGGAAACAUGCUCCUCUCGCAGUGAUAGAAAUUUGCGAGAGAUUGAGCGUGUUACUUUAUUGUAAAUUUAUUAAUUGGCGACAAGCAACGGAACUUCAUUGUGGAGCCACACUUGUGAAUGUACUUAAAUGUAAUGUAAUAACAAGGAAAUUUUAAGAUAUUACAUUGUUACGCAAGAACAUUAACGAGUCGGAUUAAUAUUGUUACGUAGCAACAAGUACAACCCCAAAACAAAGGGUCCACUCGCAAUUAGAUACAGAGAUCGCAGAUAUUUGUCCGUUUUUGAACGUCUAUAAAUUUUUUAUGUGAAAAUCCGUUGGUCAUCACGAUUGUAUCCGGUACUAUGAAAGUACGUGCCUGCAAAACUGUAACGUGUCAAGCGUGAAAAACGUGCUAGCUUUUAGUUACCGUGAUUUUUUUAGGGUCGAUAGUGAUUCGCAUUGUACUGUCUUCUUGUUUUUUUUUUUUUUUAAUCUAAAAUACAACGAAUGUGUAUACGGAAUAAAACACACAGGAUUCCACCCGUCAGCACCGUACUCAGAGCCGAAUCUCCUGUUGUGAUAUAACAGAGACGGGAGAAAUUCGGGCUCUAUCGUCACUUCAAGUAUUAAUUCGCAAAUUCUGGAACUGGGCAAUAUAUUCAUAUUAUAUUAUAGCAUAAAGAAAUUGGUGAUUAUUAAUUACUAAAGGAUCUCACGCAUUAUUCCUCUAUGUAUGUUCUCGAACGUUUUUACUCGUUACUGAGUUCUUCUUUAUACAUACCAUUGCAUGUUAUCACGUAUCAUUUUCGGAAAGAGGGAGAUAUCCCUAUUGCGAUAAUAUCAAGUAUCGCAUAGCAUAAUAUAAUUCUUGUGAUGGAAUAAAUAUACUUAUAAUUUAAAUAAAUAAUGGAAUUAUUUAAAUUACACGGUGUAUUUUUCAUGUUCAUUCGUAUUGGCUUUGCGUAACUUUUAUUCGUUUAGCGAACAAAGAUAUAUUUAAUAAUCGUAAACAACAUUAAAUAUAUAACUUAACGUGAAGAAGCGUACGCAGAGAUGAGCUCAAUGUCAAAAGUAAUGAAUGAAAUAUAUCACUAAUAGUCUAAAUGCAAAAUUAGAAAUUAAAUAUACAAUUAUUACGUGUAUAUAAAAAGAGUUGCGU
Molecule: messenger RNA, 5009 nt
Organism: Temnothorax curvispinosus
Lineage: Eukaryota; Metazoa; Arthropoda; Insecta; Hymenoptera; Formicidae
Product: beta-1,3-galactosyltransferase 5
Exons: 3
Coding region: 976-2049 (357 amino acids)
Cellular component (GO): membrane
Molecular function (GO): hexosyltransferase activity
Source: RefSeq, a predicted model, not a curated record